Molecule: messenger RNA, 2775 nt
Organism: Fusarium pseudograminearum CS3096
Lineage: Eukaryota; Fungi; Ascomycota; Sordariomycetes; Hypocreales; Nectriaceae
Exons: 2
Coding region: 1-2775 (924 amino acids)
Source: RefSeq, a predicted model, not a curated record
AUGGUGUCCUUCUUUGGCCUCAGACUGGGAGGCGACAGGAAAAAGUCACAGGACAAAAAGUUAGCGACAAAACAAAUACAGCAUCUGCAUCGCAAUGACACAUACAGCAACAAUGAUAGUGGAUACGAAACUAUUACCACAAUCACGGCAAGGGAGAUCAAACGACAGAGCAACUUCUCCCGCCCAAAUCUCGCUCGUCCUGGCACAUCACACUCUCAACUCGAGCCCCCGACCCGCGUGCCCUAUAUGAACAGCGCAGGCGGCGCUUCUUCCAUGGUUGAUCUCGGUGCGCCGCGAGCACCAGGAAUGGGCAACCCUCGAUUCCACUCCUCCGACAUGCAGCUCAACACACGCUUCGGCAACGGCAGCUCGACAAGUCUUGUCGCACCCAGCCCUAUAACCGCAGAUGGCAACAGGCCCGGUACACCUACACGUCCCGGAACCGCUGUGUCAACAAGAGAGCCUCCGAACCCGUUUAAUAUUCACUUUGGAAAGGAUUCUGUCAGCAGUAUACCCUCAACGCCCCACGACGAUCUCGCGAACCACCCUGAAACCUUCGAAUUUAAUCUCGGAACCGAAAUCAAGGAAGUCAGGACAAGGAGUCCCGUUCCCACAACCAACAAUGGAUAUCCAUCUCCUCCGCCUUCCAUCGUUAACGCUGAGCGACCCUUCUCUCCCGACAACCGACCUUCGAGCAGCCGUCAAAACGUGCCCACCGCACCCACUCUCCAGAAGCCUAGCGCUGCCGGUCCUAUGUCUCUGCCCAGCCCAGCUGUCUCGGUUGCGCGAAGCGAGGAUACCUGGGAGUCUCCUGUGAUUCGCAACGUCUCAGCUAAGCGCGACACAUUCACAUUCCACAUGCCUAGAAAAUCGAGCUUUACCAUGGAGACCGACCCUCGUGAUACCCCCAAGCCCAUGGCUGAAGGCCUCGCUGGAAACUUUGCUGGGUUCGACUUUGGUGAGACUGUCAGGAAGGGCAGUAUCGGAGGCAAGAGCAUCGACACAGCGAGCGAAGGCAGAGUGAGCCCGAUCGAUACAAACGUCAAGCCGAAACCGCUGGUGAACACCAGGACAGCCAGCCCUCUUGGAAACACAAGAACCGCUAGCCCUCUCAGGACUAUGCAGUCAAGUCCUAGUCUCAGCAUGCUUGACACAGCUUUGACAAGAACUCGAACGGCCAGUGAUGCGAUGUCACCCCUGUCUUUGGUGUCUUCGCUGGCAUCGGCAGCAGCAGAGGAGAUUCCUCGUAUUCAGACACCCCAACCUUCGCAGCCGUCCAAGCCGAUGCAUCAAGCUCCCAAGAUCCUUCAACCUGGCCAGCUGUCAGAGCCUCUACAGGAUACGCGACCUGUCUCGCCUUCGCGCUCUCCCAUGCCUUCUCCGCUUUCGCAACCUCCUCAACAGAACUCGCCUGGGCCGUCUCCCAUUCUGUCUUCUUUCCCCGGUCGCGAAGGUUCACCACCACUUGAUAUCGAGUUCCCUCGAUCUCCCCCUCGAGGAUACCAACAGUCGCUCCAGCCAUUACAGUACCCAACUAAGCAGUACAAGGCAUACCAGCCUCCCAACUCUUCUCCGCCUACGAAACCUCUACCUUCGCCAUACCGGUCACCUACUUCUCCUCUCCCUCCUGUGCCACCACCUCGAUUGAACCCUGGAAACAGCAGGGGGAACAGCAGAAGUAACACUCCCGACAUUGCCUCCAGGAGCGCAACCCCCGACACAAUUGCAAGCCCAGGCUUCAUCAACCUACCUCUGCAGCCUCCCCCGCGCGGUCUUCGUCCACGAACCGACUCGGAGCCAAAGCUUGGCCGACCUGUUCGAGUUCCUGCUCCUCUCGCUGAGCGUUCGGCAACCAUUCCUCUUGUUGGAUCUGGACCAAGGAGUGCCGUUGGCCCUGGUUUUGAUGAUAAUGGUUUCGUUCGCGCUGCGCGUAUCCCCGAGCCACCCAGGACGGCAAGCCCGUUCCUCCAGCAGGCUUGUGAGCCGUCGCGAGCAGCGAGUCCCUUUCGUGCACACAGCCCUCAGCCGCCACAAACGGCCAGUCCGUUCCUACAGCAAACUGCGCAGCCACCAAGGACAACCAGUCCUUUCCUUCAACAGAGUCCCAUGGAAGGUGAAUUUCCUAUCCAAAAGGGCUUGCCCCGAGGACGUAGACCUCAGCAACCCGAGCCUCAGACCCCCGACAAGGGCUACGGCUUGGAACCAAGGAAGCAGCGUCGCCAGCCUCCCAUGUACCCUCCACCCAGGAAUGAAUCACCAGUGGCUCCAGACUCUUUCGAUGCACCAAGUACUCCCAACUGGAACGACUUUGAUCGCGCUGAAGCACACAAGUCUGCUAUUCCGGCUGCUCUCUCACCCUUCCGAGCUCAGUUCGCUCGGUCUCCUGGACAGGCUACCGACUCCUCUUUGAGUCCGCGCCUCGCUCAGUAUGCUUCUUCGCCCAUCUCGGAUAGGUCACCAAGUCUACCGUCGCCUUCAUUUCCCUCAUUGCAAAAGUCAAUUUCCAACUCGAGUGAGAAUCUCGCACGGAUGUUUGACAUUGAUGGACCGUAUGACCAGCGGCCUGAGCCUAUCCAGGGCAGGCCACUGAUCUCACCCGUCAUGGCGGACUUUGUGCAGCCCAGGGACAGAGACCGCAGCAGGACUCGCAUCGAAGCCAAGCGAGCUCCCCCUCGACCAAACCCCAUCACCGUCCCAGCGCCGCACACCACAGAGGCUGUCAAGGUUAGAACGCCCAACCCCGUGGUUGAUGCGAACAACCCUGGAUUUAUCUAA